AUGGAGACCUACGGCAAGUUCUUGUUGGUUGUCGACCUGAUAGCGAUAAUCAUCUUCAUCAUCAUUGUGUGUGUAGCAAUUAUUUGGUCGGAGGAACAAUCGGCGACAGUUUCCGAAGAGCGUGUUAACAAUGUUCAAUUGACGCAGAUAGUCAUCGGUGUGGUUCCUAAUAAUAGUGAAGAUGUUUCCGAGACGCGUAGAUUUUGGAGCUUGGAUUUGUUUCUCGACAAUCAUGGGUUUGUUUUGGAUAAAUUUAUCGAAGAAAAAUCUCGGUCCAAAGAUUCUCAUUGCACAAUUUGCCUCGAGGAAUAUAAAGACAGCGAGCCUCUAGCCGUGAUUAAGCCAUGUGACCAUAGAUAUCAUGUCGUUUGUGCCAAGACAUGGUUUGCCGAGAAUGAUACAUGCCCGUUGUGUAGAACUCGGGUUUUUGUUUGA
This is a messenger RNA of Andrographis paniculata, 435 nucleotides long. RefSeq names its product putative RING-H2 finger protein ATL53. Gene Ontology annotation, biological process: protein ubiquitination. Gene Ontology annotation, molecular function: zinc ion binding. The record is from RefSeq and is a predicted model, not a curated record. The coding region runs from base 1 to 435 and encodes 144 amino acids. Lineage: Eukaryota; Viridiplantae; Streptophyta; Magnoliopsida; Lamiales; Acanthaceae. The transcript has a single exon.